GCGCAUUAAUUUUCGCCAUUCGUAUCCAAAUCUCUGAUUCACUCCCAGAAGAAAAGAAUCUUUCUCCGUGUUCGUGGUUCAUAAGAAAUCCACAUCAUAUGAAGAGUACAAAAUCUCAUCACAAGCACUGGCAUGCUCAUGGUGCGAGUUCCAAGCACCACAAAAAUCAUGAAGCCGAUGAUAUGCAAGGAGUGAAAUUCAUACCUGAUAAUUUUAGCUCAGUUGAUCAGGUUAUUGCUGCAUUGAGGGAAUCUGGACUUGAAUCAUCAAAUUUAAUUCUUGGUAUUGAUUUCACCAAAAGCAAUGAAUGGACAGGUCGGUAUUCCUUCAAUCGAAGAUCUCUCCAUGCAAUUGGUGAUACUCCUAACCCAUACGAGCAAGCUAUUUCUAUAAUUGGGCGUACUUUAUCACCUUUCGAUGAAGAUAAUCUGAUACCAUGCUUUGGUUUUGGGGAUGCAUCUACACAUGGCCAUUCUGUAUUCAGCUUUUUCCCUGAUCACCGUCCUUGCCGCGGUUUUGAGGAGGCUCUUGCACGAUAUCGGCAGAUUGUUCCACAUCUGAACCUUUCAGGCCCAACGUCUUUUGCUCCUCUCAUCCGCACGUCAAUUUCUGUGGUUGAAAGAAAUAAUUGGCAAUACCAUGUACUGGUCAUUAUUGCCGAUGGGCAGGUGACCAGGAACACGGAUGUUCCUCGUGGGAAGUUAAGCCCACAAGAACAGGCUACUGUAGAAGCAAUUGUUGAUGCCAGCCAUUAUCCUCUUUCGAUCGUUAUGGUUGGCGUGGGUGAUGGGCCGUGGGAUGCGAUGCAGCACUUCGACGAUUGUAUCCCUGAGCGAGCUUUUGAUAACUUUCAGUUUGUAAACUUCACAAAUAUCAUGUCGGCAAACAUGCCAAUGUCGAAGAAGGAAGCUGCAUUUGCUCUCGCAGCUCUGAUGGAAAUCCCCAUUCAAUUCAGAGUCACACAAGGCAUCCGACCUCCGGAGAGGCAUAAAGAAAAACUAGGUGAUCCAAGGGUCCUUCCUCCGCCCAAAGAAAUUAUUGAACUUGAUCAGAAAGCCGCGGUGAUGCAUCCUCCUGAUACUGCUAGCUCUCACUCAGCUGGCUCAAAUGCUGCAAGAGAGCAGGUCUGCCCUGUUUGUUUGACGAAUCCGAAGGAUAUGGCGUUUGGAUGUGGUCAUUUGACAUGCAAGGAAUGUGGACCGACGCUGUCGACAUGCCCCUUAUGCCGCGCACCCAUAACCACGCGCGUCAGACUGUACUCCUAAGACAAAUAUGGCUCUUAUGAUCAAUCUGCAAUCAUAUUCGUUUUUUACGUCCAAACAGCGUUAAACAACGCAACGUAGGAGCCGACCAUCUUCAGCUAGUUCGAAUGCAGGAAAAACCCUAAAAAUGGCGCCAAAAGGAAGCAGCAAUCAAAACCGCAAAUUCAUGUUGUGUGUUGUAUGUUGUGCUAUCUUAAGUUUCGCAUUAAGCUAUUGUUGAGAGAGUUCAAUUGUACCAAUGAUGAUACAUGUACAUUGUAGAAUGUUGUGUCCCUUCAUUUGAUGUAUAUCUAAACUGAUCUAUUUUGAGACAAAAAUAGUGAUAUAAUAGUGAUAAGAUAUUUUUAAAUAUUGGACUUAUGUAAUUAGUAA
This is a messenger RNA of Ananas comosus (pineapple), 1634 nucleotides long. RefSeq names its product E3 ubiquitin-protein ligase RGLG3. The record is from RefSeq and is a predicted model, not a curated record. NCBI's taxonomy places the organism in Eukaryota, Viridiplantae, Streptophyta, Magnoliopsida, Poales, Bromeliaceae. The transcript is spliced from 12 exons. Bases 99 to 1265 code for a protein of 388 amino acids.